Molecule: messenger RNA, 2400 nt
Organism: Grus americana (Whooping crane)
Lineage: Eukaryota; Metazoa; Chordata; Aves; Gruiformes; Gruidae
Exons: 5
Coding region: 123-638 (171 amino acids)
Biological process (GO): mitotic cell cycle; nucleotide-excision repair; centriole replication
Cellular component (GO): centrosome; centriole
Molecular function (GO): calcium ion binding
Source: RefSeq, a predicted model, not a curated record
GGACGGUCCGUGGUCACUGCGUGCGGUGGUGGGCGCACUCGCCUCCGCGAGGCGGGCCUGGCCGUUAGGAGCGGCGGGGCCGAGCGGGCUGUCCCGACCCGGAGCUGUGUCCCUGCGGCCAGAUGGCAUCCAACUAUAGAAAACCUGGCUUAAGUACAGCCCAGCGGAAGAAAAGCGGCUUGAAACCUGAACUUACAGAAGAGCAAAAGCAGGAGAUAAGAGAAGCUUUUGAUUUGUUUGAUACUGAUGGAUCUGGAAGCAUCGACAUAAAAGAACUGAAGGUUGCAAUGCGUGCUUUAGGCUUUGAGCCAAAGAAGGAAGAAAUUAAGAAAAUGAUAGCAGAUAUUGACAAAGAAGGAAGUGGCACCAUUGACUUUGAAGACUUUUUGGCUAUGAUGACGCAAAAAAUGAGUGAAAAGGAUUCCAAAGAAGAAAUCUUGAAAGCUUUCAGAUUAUUUGAUGAUGAUGGGACAGGAAAAAUUUCAUUCAAAAACUUGAAAAGAGUUGCCAAGGAGCUGGGAGAAAAUUUAACAGAUGAAGAACUUCAGGAAAUGAUCGAUGAAGCUGAUCGAGAUGGAGAUGGAGAAGUAAGUGAGCAAGAAUUUUUGAGAAUCAUGAAGAAAACUAGCUUAUAUUAAUAUUUGUUGCCUUGAUAUACAGCUGCUCCAAAAGAUAACCUGGAAGACUUAAGAACUGAGCUUGCGUCUCCUGCAUAUUUUCUGCCAUAUAAAGAAAGUCUGAAAGGACAGAUUUUUGGUUCAUUCUUCUUUUUCAGCAGUCAGUUGGGGAAAGGAGGUUUCAGUACCCAGAACUGUUAAAAUGAGAUAUUGCAGAGGUGAAAAGGAAGGGUGAACUGAACCUGCAAGGCAGGGUCCCUCCCCCUCAACAAUUUCACUGAUUGCCAUUUUGGAUAAAGAAUGCUGUGUUUCAACUAUUUAACUGAAAGACAUUUCACUUGAGAGGUGAAGAUUCCCACUGCUGCUGGGAAAGGCCCCUUUUGACUUGCCUAAGGCUACAGAAUGAAGGUACAAGCACAGUAUUUUUAUUCCUUUUAAGGCUUUUAGGUUAUCUUUUGGUAUUUGUCUCCUUUGGUUUAUUUCCAUCAAAGACUGUAAAACCAAUUGCGUAUCUGUCUCUAAUUCUGUAUGAAACGCACUGUUUUCCCCUGGCAAGUUGGUUUUGGACCUAACAGAAAGCAAAUGUAGAUAACCAGAUUUGGUUCUUCAUUUGGAGCUGUGUGCCACCAGUGGCUGUUCUUCUGUUUAUGUGAUCAGCUGAAACCUAGUUUACCUGAAUGUAACCUGCUUGGAUUAUCAAAAUUUAUUGUGUAACCAGUCAACAUCUUGUGCCAUUGUUCUUACUCUCAAGACAUUUCAGAGCUGUUGUUACCAGAGCUUCUGUUACACCAGGACUUUAGGUACCUAAAAAGUUCAGUUAUAUGACGCACUAGGGUAAAUUUUGUCUUUGGCUGUUUAUAGUCAAGUUGCAGGGAGGACUCGUAUCUGAAGUGAAAACAUAGCUCACCUUGGACAUCUGUGGAACACUGUAUAUAUUUAGAUCCUAAUUCAUUUCAGACAUCACAAGUUUGGGUUUUGUUUUUUUAGGAGUAGCUUCAUUUUCUUGAAUAUUUCUUGCACAUACUGUCAAUCUAGGACUUACUGGAGAGCCACGUUUCCUUCUGUAUUAUGGUGACAGAGCAGUGACACACAACAUGACAUCUGAUUAUGUGGUUCUGCAGGAGGGUUUACCCUUGGGUCCCAAUUAGAGAAUCAGCUUCACAACUGCAGGGAAACAGUAUAAUCCUAAAUCACAUCUCUAAUAAGGCGCCUGAUGGAGAGUUCGUUACUGCUCACAGUGAAAUGACAAGUAGGUAGCAAAAUGUCAGAAGGGUUGAGUGGGAAGAGAAUGGAAAGAACAACAUUCCACCAGUAUCUGUUAAGAUCCCUCUUCUCUUCAGACAGCUUCUGCUGCUUGACAGCAGUAACAAGGCUUGUAGAAGGAAGGAAGAGCCAGCCCCUGGAUUAGCUCCUCAUUGCAGCUGCUCCAGCAAUCGUGAGCUGUAAAGGCCCAGCAGGGGGAGAAUUAGUUUCGGGAGUGGAAAGGAGAAGUGUUCAUUUACAUACCUUCUCAGCAUGCAGAUGCGGACCUGGCACAUUCUGCCCCAGCCCUCCAAGUUCUGUAUUCUGAACAACUCUAAAUAGACACCCUCUAGCCUGUACAGAAAUAGGCUUAAACCUGUGGGAGAACAGGGAUUGUGUAGGACCCUGGAAAACUCAAGAGACCUGUGAAGUCCCCUAUUAACAUAUUCAGUGGCAGUAGAUGUAACCUGUAGUACUGUAAGCAUUUUAAAAUGUCUAUUAAUUUUGUAUAAGUGUGAAAUAAAACUGUUUGCAAGUUAAA